Messenger RNA from Diorhabda sublineata, 1795 nucleotides. Its product is annotated as nudC domain-containing protein 1. NCBI's taxonomy places the organism in Eukaryota, Metazoa, Arthropoda, Insecta, Coleoptera, Chrysomelidae. Bases 70 to 1767 code for a protein of 565 amino acids. The record is from RefSeq and is a predicted model, not a curated record. The transcript has 2 exons.
AUGAUAAAAAAGAAGAACAUCUCUUACUAACCUAAAAUUGUUUGGUUAGAUUGUACGAAAAUAAGAAAGAUGUUAACAACAUUAGAAUUAAUACCAAAUAGACAACUUCUGGAUUCAAAUUUUGAUGGUUAUAAACUAUCACUUCAAGAAAUACCAAUGAAAAAGUUAGAUUUUACGAUUCCAGUUGACAGGGUACUUUUAAAUCCACAACAAUGUUCUAUACUACAUGCUAAUUUGUUCGGGUAUCACAAUCAUUUAAUAUCCGAUAUUUUUGAUGAGAUAAAUUCGGUGUAUUAUAUAGAUAAAGAAUUCAAUAUUUGUAAAAUAUACAUGGAUCCACUUCAAGGGGAUCUUAUAAAUCCAUUAGUUGUUUUAAAACUUCGAAAAAACAGGGAGCGGCAAACAGGUGAUUAUAACGCGUCUUUAAAAUUCGUUUCAUCAUCAACAGCUGUAAUCGGUGAUGGUAUUGGUACUUUAUAUAUUAUAAACACUGGUAACAGAAAUGAUGAUGACGAUUUUUCCAUAUGUUUCUCUGAUGAAGUUAUAGGUGAAGAUUCGCCUUUCCUUAUAUUAGAUGCAGUGCUGAAAGUGAACAAUGACAAUCAAGAACUGCAUGUAUUAGCUUUGAGCUUCAAGAAAAGUAAAAAUGAAAAAUUCUUCACAUUACUACACUGGAUAUCAUUUAAAAAAAUACAAGACGCAUGGGAACAAGCCGCUAUUAAACAGAUUAAAACGAAAGGUUGCGUACAGUACGCUUAUAUUGAAAAAAACUGUGAAGCUAUAUAUGUUGUUAGUGACGAUGAAUGUGGAUUUAUAUUGAAUUCAGAUGUACCGAUCGUGGAAAAACCAGUAAUACCAGUGGAAAAAGUAUAUAAAUGGUCGCAAAAUAUUGAAGACAUAACAAUUAAAAUCCCAUUGCAACCAGAUACCAAUAAACGAAUAAUCAGAGUAGAUACUGAAAAUACUUAUAUAAAAGUAAAAUCUGGUGAAAUAGAUUUGAUAAAAGGGGAGUUAUAUCAAAGAAUAGACCCCGAUUUAACUACUUGGACUCUUAUACAAGGACUAUUAGAAAUUAGUCUAUAUAAAAGUGAAACGGGACUUAUGUGGCCAGAAUUAGUUAAAAACGAUCAUACAGGUGAACAUGUUGUAGAUUCUUGUAUAGUGGAAGAAGUACACGCGAGAUUAGGUCAUCUGACUAAUGAAUCUGAGUCAAUGCCUCAAUGUGGUUCGACGUUCAAUUCCCAGCAAGUCGAAGAGUGCGAUUUUGAAAACGACAAAACAUUUACUUUCGAAAGAUUGUGUGGGAAGACAAAUAGUACGACUCACAAAAUCAAUUUAGGUACUAACCAAGUUUUAUUAUGUGCAAAUUUGAGCCCAGAUUUAGUCCCUGCUGUAGGCAUUCGCUACGAUGUUGAUAUAUGUUUGUGGCAACCGCAUUAUAACGAAACAUUUUCUAUUACACACGAAGGAACUCUGUUAGCUUUGGGAUACGUCCAAGCUUCAAAACAGAAUCGAAAGUAUACGGUAUGUCCGCCUGAUAUGAACUACGCGGUUAUAUGCGAAACUAACGGUCAUUUAUUUAUAUAUCGACAAAAUAGGUCGAUUACAAAUACGGAACUCAGAAAUAGGACAACCGGUAGGAGAGUACAGAAAAUAGCGCAACAACAAGUCGUUAAUUUGUGUAACGAAGAAAUAAUAGGAAUUUAUGCGUCAAAUACAACUUUGUUUUUAUUAUGUGAAAAAAGUAUUAUUGUUUUAAGAUUAUAAGAAUCAUAUAAUAAAUUUAUAGAAUAUU